Cuscuta campestris is the source of this 598-nucleotide messenger RNA. The record is from the annotation of a GenBank genome assembly. NCBI's taxonomy places the organism in Eukaryota, Viridiplantae, Streptophyta, Magnoliopsida, Solanales, Convolvulaceae.
AUAGCUUGUUCAAUAUCUUUCUCUAUCUCUUCAUCUUCAUUUUCCAAUUUAGAGUAAGGCUCUUUUUUCAAACUAUCCUUUUCGUGUGACAAAUCCUCUUCAUCUUCAGUCGAUUUCCCUUCUUUUGCUACGCCGGAUUUUUUUAACCUUUCUUCUUCCCGUUUCUCAAUACGCGAAAUUUCACUUAAUUUCUGCGUCGGAAUAGGACACCAGAAUAUGGAAUCCUAAACGAAGAAAGGCAGGAUGUUGGCUUUGAAAAAAAUAGAUGGCCCAUGCCUGAUCAGGUCAUGUAGGAACAAGGUUCAAGUCUACCGGUCUGUUAGGAUGCCUCAGCUGCAUACAUCACUGCACUUCCACUUGACACCUAUUGUAAUGAUAAACGGCUCGUCUCGCCGUGACCUUCUUCACAAAAACUUCUGUCGCUCCAUCCCCGCAGGGGCAGAGAACCCGUCGCUGCUACCGGAGCUCUGGGGAAGUCAGAAUGGGAGAGCACUCAUCUUGAGGUGGGCUUACUACUUAGAUGCUUUCAGCAGUUAUCCGCUCCGCACUUAGCUACCCAGCGUUUACCGUGGGCACGAUAACUGGUACACCAGAGGUG